UACUCUAUCACCGACUUUUUGGAUAGGAUUUUACAAUCAUCCACCAAAACACAAGCUACAUUUUGUAUAGGUGAUGCUCGUAAAUCUCGGUAGCCUAACUGAAUUCCAGCCCCUUCUCUCCUCUCGCUAGCUUUCCUUAGAAUUCCUUCUCCAAACAAAUCAUAACCCCGAAAUGAAAAUUAGUAAAAAAACACCAACAACAACAAAACAAAUCAUUUGGAAAAUCAAACUUCUACCACCAUCGUAAAAUCAAAUCUAAUUUGCUCUUCUUCAUCUUACUCAAAUUUCACAUAAUUAUCAUCAUCAUCAUCAUCAUAAUCCUUCUCCAAACGUUUCAUCAGCUUGUCCAUUUGUAAUUUCCCGUAACAAAACAUACACAUAAUCAUCAUCAAUUCAUCAUCAACAAGAAUAGAAGAAAAAGGGUUAAUAAAUAAAUCCAUCAAAUGGUAGAUAGGUCGCCGAUCCCCGGCGGGCAGGUCCCCCGUCCCCCGGCUCAUCGGAAUCCGCCGCCGACCGGUAGGUCCCCGAUCCCGGGACGGCCACCACCGCACCUCCCUCCGUCGUUCCGGCCGACCAAGAGAGGCGCCAGCUGUUGCAAAAUUUGCUGUUGCUGCUUCCUCGUCACCUUCCUUCUCAUCCUCCUCCUCCUCACCGUUGCCGGCGGCCUCAUCUACCUCUACCACCCCAAACCGCCGUCCUUCCGCAUCCAAUCCUGCAAGAUCUCCGCCGUCCACGUCGCCGCCAAGCCCGAAGGCACCUACUUCUCCGCCGCAGUCUCCGCUGCCAUCCAGCUCACCAAUCCGAAUGAGAAGCUGAUGUAUCGGUACGGGGAGACCUACGUCGGGAUCACGGUCGGGGACGACAAGGACACCGACAUGGGGUCCACCACGCUCCCCGGGUUCGAGCAAGCGGGCCUGACGACGACGACGCUCAAGGUGGAGACGAGCGUGAAGGACGAGCUGCUGGACAAGCGCGAGGAGGAGAGGCUGCCGAAGCAGUACGAGGACAAGAGCCUCAAGGUGAAUUUGGAGGUGACCACCACCGUUGGCAUUGAGACGAUGGGUUUGAAGAUCGGAAUGCUAAACGUGGCUGCGUCGUGCCAGGGCAUGACGCUCAAGGACAUCCAGAGCGGGAACGCCAGCCCCGACUGCACCAUCAGGACGCUUCACAACUUGAUCACUGUACAUACUAGAGUUUAAAUUGAGCAUCUGGAUUGAAGUUCACAACCUUCGUCAAGAUUUGUUCACGUGACUGGAUUUGGCUCUUAGAGUCUACUGUUCUUGAUCCCACUAGAUGAUAGAAUCACUUUCGCCCUUGUUGUACUUUACAUAGAUUUGUUUGAGUUUGAGCUCAAUAUCAUUAUCCAUAAGGCAAGUAAUUAAGACAACUCUGAGAUAAAUAUGUAUAUAUAUAUAUCGUGAGUAGGUUAGUUAAUCUCAUUAUUUAUUUAUUUAUUUAUUAAAAAAAAUUAUGAAUGAAUAGGGGUGGCAACGGGUUUUGGUUGGUCCGAUUUUCAUAUAUGUCAUCCACAAACAACGGUUUUAAAAUCAUAACCAUCCCCAUAAUUAAAACUGCACAAGAUGUUAAAUGUCAUACCAAAACCACCAGUAUGCAGUUCGGCGAAAACCCACAUGCACCAUCCCAAAAUAAUUUUUUAUAUUAAUCUAAAAGUUUAUUUUUCGAAUAUUGUUGGAUACAUGAAAUAAUGUUAAAGGGAAAAAUCACAGUGUUACUAAAACGGACAGAGUCGAUCGGUCUGAUCCAUAAAACCAGUACCCUGCCAUCAUCCCAGUUUAUCCGGUCAUUUUAACCGUCUGCUAAGAAUGAUCUGUCGGACACUGAUCCGAAUGAUUAACCAUCCCAACCGGAUGAACCAGACCAAAGCUAAAAAGAGCUUCUUCAUUAAAUGUUGGACAAUCGG
This is a messenger RNA of Linum trigynum, 1921 nucleotides long. NCBI's taxonomy places the organism in Eukaryota, Viridiplantae, Streptophyta, Magnoliopsida, Malpighiales, Linaceae. The record is from the annotation of a GenBank genome assembly.